UUUUGCUCAUUUUUUGUUCGGUGGACUGUCGACCAGGAGCAGCAGGAGCAGCAGCAACGGAGAAAGUGGAGAGAGAGGAGUAAGGACAAAAAGAAUCCCGGAGAAACCCCCGCUGAUCUGGAUUAAUCUAGAACGCGUCCGCGUGUCUCGACAGGUUUUCUCCAUCGUUGUUAUAUCGGCAAGGAUGGCAAUGCAAAUGUCUGAGGCCGAGAGUGGCCGAGUGAAGGUAGAGAACUGGCAAGAGACGAUGUAUGGCAUCGACUCGGGCAUCCAGUCCGGAGCCAACACCUUCAGAGACGACGACUACACCAGCUCCAAGCACUACACCAUGACCACCACUGUCACGUCUGACCAGCCCGAUGUGGAUGCCCACUACACUAGAGCCCAGCGGGUGCGGGCCGCCAUGUUCCCAGAGACGCUGGAGAGCACCACCACCAUCCUGUCGACCCAGACGGACCCGUCCCAGAUGACCAACGUCCAGCGGCUGGCAGAGCCCUCCCAGAUGCUGAAGACCGCAAUCGUCCAUCUGAUCAACUACCAGGACGAUGCGGAGCUGGCCACGCGCGCCGUGCCGGAGCUCACCAAACUGCUCAACGAUGAAGAUCAGGUGGUGGUCAGCAAGGCAGCACAGAUUGUCAACCAGCUUACCAAAAAGGAGGCGUCGCGGCGUGCGCUGAUGCAGUCCCCUCAGAUGGUGGCGGCGGUGGUGCGGGCGAUGCAGAACACCAGUGACAUGGAGACGGCGCGGGCCACGGCCAGCAUCCUCCACAACCUGUCCCACCAGAGAGAGGGCCUGCUCUCCAUCUUCAAGUCUGGAGGCAUUCCUGCUUUGGUCCGCAUGCUCAGCUCUCCCAUGGAGUCUGUGCUCUUCUACGCCAUCACCACGCUCCACAACCUGCUGCUGCACCAGGAAGGAGCUAAGAUGGCCGUUCGCCUGGCCGACGGCCUGCAGAAGAUGGUUCCCCUGCUGAAGAAGAGCAACCCCAAGUUCCUGGCCAUCACCACGGACUGUCUUCAGCUGCUGUCUUACGGCAACCAGGAGAGCAAGCUGAUCAUCCUUUCCAACGGGGGUCCUGAGGGUCUUGUUCACAUCAUGAGAAGCUACAGCUAUGAGAAGCUGCUGUGGACCACAAGCCGUGUGCUCAAAGUUCUCUCUGUGUGCCCCAGCAACAAGCUCGCCAUUGUAGAGGCCGGUGGGAUGCAGGCUCUGGGGCAGCACCUCACGGGCUCCAGCCAGCGUCUGAUGCAGAACUGUCUGUGGACCCUCAGGAACCUCUCUGAUGCUGCCACCAAGCAGGAGGGCAUGGACAGCCUUCUGCAGAUGCUGGUGGGCCUGCUCGGUUCGGACGACCUCAACAUGCUCACCUGCGCCACCGGCAUCCUGUCGAAUCUCACGUGCAACAAUGCCAACAACAAAACUCAGGUCACCCAGGGCAACGGCGUCGAGGCGCUGAUCCACGCGAUAUUGCGUGCUAGUGAGAAGGAGGAUGUGACCGAGCCUGCUGUUUGCGCUCUGCGCCACCUGACAUCCCGCCACCAGCAGGCUGAGGUGGCACAGAACGCUGUGAGGAGACACUACGGCAUCCCCGCCAUCGUCAAGCUGCUCAACCCACCCUACUACUGGCCCGUCAUCAAGGCCGUGGUCGGCCUGAUCCGCAACCUGGCCCUGUGCCAGGAGAACCAGGCCCCUCUGAGGGACGCUGGAGUAAUGCCCCGUCUGGUCAACCUGCUGGUCAAAGCCCACCAGGACGCCCAGAAACAUGGUUCAUCCUCCCAACAGACAUACCAGGAUGGAGUGAGGAUGGAGGAGAUCGUGGAGGGCGCCACAGGAGCGCUGCACAUCCUGGCAAGAGAUCCCAACAACAGAGCAGAGAUCGCCAACCUGCAGACCAUCCCUCUGUUUGUUCAGCUGCUCUACUCUCCAGUGGACAACGUAAAGCGCGUGGCAGCGGGCGUCCUGUGCGAGCUGGCCCUGGACAAACCGUCAGCCGAGCUCAUCGACGCCGAGGGGGCGUCUGCGCCGCUGAUGGACCUGCUGCACUCCAACAACGAGGGCAUCGCUACCUACGCUGCAGCUGUGCUCUUCCGCAUCUCUGAGGACAAGAACUCCGACUACAAGAAGCGAGUGUCUGUGGAGCUCACGCACUCUCUGUUCAAGCACGACCCCGCUUCCUGGGAGAUGGCCCACAACAGCAUUCCCAUGGAAGGACCCUAUGCAGAUGAGCUGGAUGGUUUCCCAGCCUACGCAGGGUACGCUGCUGACAUGCCCAUGGACGGCAUGGAUGGAGUGAUGAUGCAGGAGAAUUACCCGUCCAGCAUGACCUUCGACAGACAAGCAUACUGAAUAUCAACGAACCUGAGGAGACGCGUGUGGAAAAGGAAGCGGAGGAGCUGAAACGGGACAUACUGGGACAAAGAAGAGAAUAAAGGCGUCUGUAGAGAUUCUUCCCUCUGCUCUCUGCCUGAUGUAAUAUAUGCAAUUAGUGUAUGAGUGUGGGACUCAUAAUCUUAACAGGGCUCAGCUUUGUUUUAAAGCAUAAUUUUACUGAUUAUAACUUUGACGAUGCUUGUAGGUUUCUGUUAGAGAACCUUUUUAAAGAGUGUGUGCGUGCGUAUGUGAGUGUCUGUGUGUUUACGCUUUUGGGUGGGUAUUCUAUGCCAAAGAGAUUUUAUUUUGUGAUGAUGAUCUUGUAGCUUCCUUAUUUUCUUUUUCUUUCUUUUUUUAUUUUCUAAAGAAAAAUGGAAAAAAAACAAGAAAAAAAAAACGACGAGCGUAAUAGUUAAACACUGCCAGUGGAGGCUCAACGUGCACGAUGCACCUGCUCGCCGCUGUCGUUUCUUCCUUCACGCCUUUGUAACAGUCACAGCGGUCUGCGACGUAGCUCGGACACUAUAUGCUGUCAAAUCUUCCGUCGUGAGGAGCUAAUUCAGUAGGUUCAGUUCAGCAGGGCUGCUCUCCUCUCCCACCCGUGUAAUCAUGUAAUAUACAAGUUUAUUCACAACCAGAAUAUCGGCAAUGAUGUCUUUUUGUUAUGAAGAGUUUAGAGAAAAGAUUUGUCUGUGGAAUCAUUUCAGAAACAGGAAUCCGUUAAACUACUGGAUCCCUUAGUCGACAGGUGAGAUGGUGUAGUUGGGGACAGCUGGAGCAAACUACGGACAGGGAAAUUUGUCUUUCUACUUACCAAGAGUUUUUACUGAAAUUUUGUUUAAUAAAAAUAAAGGAUCUAUUAAACCCCAAA
Gasterosteus aculeatus aculeatus (three-spined stickleback) is the source of this 3239-nucleotide messenger RNA. RefSeq names its product junction plakoglobin a (gene jupa). The record is from RefSeq and is a predicted model, not a curated record. Lineage: Eukaryota; Metazoa; Chordata; Actinopteri; Perciformes; Gasterosteidae. Gene Ontology annotation, molecular function: cadherin binding. Gene Ontology annotation, biological process: cell adhesion.